This is a messenger RNA of Puntigrus tetrazona (Sumatra barb), 1595 nucleotides long. RefSeq names its product lysosomal associated membrane protein 1b (gene lamp1b). NCBI's taxonomy places the organism in Eukaryota, Metazoa, Chordata, Actinopteri, Cypriniformes, Cyprinidae. The record is from RefSeq and is a predicted model, not a curated record. Gene Ontology annotation, cellular component: membrane. The transcript has 6 exons. Bases 237 to 998 code for a protein of 253 amino acids.
CUUGCUAGCAGUCGCUCACAUGACGCUAGUGUUUCUGCUGCGGUUACGAGAAACUAAACAAAUCUGACCUACUGCGUUUAUCAGAUGUAGAUUUGGCACAGCGGCAGUUCAAAGCGGCCUUGACGUCUGUAACAUAACGACAGUUAUCCGAAGAGUCCGUUUGAAGGCGCAUAUUGAACAGUCUGCCAUCAUCUGGUUUUCUAUCGAAUGUGUUUUGAUUCACUUUGGCAAGAAACAUGAUCCCCAUCAUCCGCAAACAAAACAUGCCAUCCAUGGCAAUUUUUAGCCUGCUGUUAGCUCUCACUAUACAUCAGACUUUGACUGCUGAUGUUCUCCCCACUGCGGUCGCCCCUGAAACCAGCUCUCCUUCGGCUUCUCCUGCAACCCCCGGACCCCCUGAGCGAGGCAGCUAUAAUAUCACCAAUGCCACCGAUGCUGUCUGUCUCUUGGCACGGAUGGGACUGCAACUAAACAUUAGCUUCAUUUCGAGCUCUCAUGGCAAGACUGUCCAGGAGGUCUUGAACCUGCAUCCAAACCUGGUUAAAAUAUCUGGAUCCUGUGAUCCGGACAGUGCAACUCUCAUACUCAAUGAGGACAACAUUACUCUGACUUUCAGCUUCUCUCUCAAUUCCACAUCAAACAAGUAUCAUCUUAGUGGGCUGGAGUUAUCAGCUGCAUUGCCUGAUAUGACUAAGCGCAACACUUUCAGGAACACCACUCUAAACUACAUGGUGGGAACCCUGGGUCACUCUUACAUGUGUCAGAAGGAGAAGACCUUGAGCGUUACACAGGAGUUCUCUCUCAACACCUUCCAGCUUCAAGUGCAGCCUUUUGGUGUCAAUGGAGAUUUUGGAGCAGCUGAGGAGUGUGAGCUAGAUGAGGACGACAUGUUGAUUCCCAUUAUUGUGGGUGCUGCGUUGGCUGUUCUAGUGCUCAUCGUGAUCCUGGCCUACCUUAUUGGCAGGAACAGAAGUCAUGCAGGCUACCAGACCAUCUAACCUCAUUCUUCAAGCAGGAUGUGUAAGCACCACCGAUUUCUACUCUCAUCUGGACUCAACGACGCUACUACAAUUGAAACUGCCUAGUUUUUAACCCACCCUGCCCUCUGCUGGUGACUCACCUGCCACCUCUCAGGUGGACUUGCACUUCCUGGACUUUUUGUUGUAUUAUGUUAAACAUAGUAUAAUUAAUGCAUACUUAAGGAUGCAGGGCAGAAUCAAAUGUGUGUUUGAGGCUCUAGGUCGUGCUAAGGCAAUGUUUUCAGGAACCAGAUUAUGCUUAUCUAGGGGAAUGCCUGGUGUUUGUUGUUAUUUAGGUUUAAUCUGGAUUAGAAAGCAUAUGAUCUGUUUGGUACCUCAUAUUCUUAAAUUUAACUUUGUGCGCUUAUUUAUAUAAAUACACAGAUUUAUGGAAAACUGAUGAUGCUGUUAGCCUAAUAGGGACUAGAUAUUUACUUCCUGAUACAAGACAGCUUUUGAGAUUCAACAAAUUGGAGAAAGAUAAUCUUUUAAUACUGUUAAAGAAGCCUUGCAUAACAGUGUUGAGACAGAUGUCAAUUUGGUACUAAGUUUUAAUAAAGAGAAAUUCCACAUCUA